Molecule: messenger RNA, 630 nt
Organism: Panthera uncia (snow leopard)
Lineage: Eukaryota; Metazoa; Chordata; Mammalia; Carnivora; Felidae
Gene: IL22
Product: interleukin 22
Exons: 6
Coding region: 1-630 (209 amino acids)
Cellular component (GO): extracellular region
Source: RefSeq, a predicted model, not a curated record
AUGGCCGCCCUGCAGAAACCUGGGAGCUCUUCCCUUAUGGGAACUCUGGCCGCUAGCUGCCUCCUUCUCGUUGCCCUGUGGACGCAGGGAGGAUUGGCUGUGCCCAUCAGUUCACACUGCAGGCUUGACGGGUCCAACUUCCAGCAGCCCUAUAUCACCAACCGCACCUUCAUGUUGGCUAAGGAGGCUAGUUUGGCAGAUAACAACACAGAUGUUCGUCUCAUUGGGGAGAAACUGUUCUACGAAGUCAAUAUGGGAGAGCGCUGCUAUCUGAUGAAGCAGGUGCUGAACUUUACCCUUGAAGAAGUGCUGCUCCCCCAAUCUGAUAGGUUCCAGCCCUAUAUGCAGGAGGUGGUGCCCUUCCUGGCCAGGCUCAGCAACAAACUAAGCCAAUGUCAUAUUGACAGUGAUGACCAGCAUAUCCAGAGAAAUGUGCAAAACCUGAAGGACACAGUGAAAAAGCUUGGAGAGAAUGGAGAGAUCAAAGUAAUUGGAGAACUGGAUUUGCUGUUUAUGGCCCUGAGAAAUGCCUUGUCCCUCACAACCUCAGAUAGUCCCUAUGUCCUGCUCUCCAGUGCGGUGGGAGGCCACACGGGCGGUGGGAAGCACAUGGGCUUUGGGGUCUUGUGA